CAACAUUUCUUUGGCUUUUGUGCUACCAAGAAGCAAGUCCAAGUGUACUGUCAUUCGACUUCAUUCGAGGCACAGCAUCAGCAAGUAUGCGCAACCUGGAGCAGCGAGUAACCUAGCGCAGACUGUCGAAAGACCGAACGUCGCAGUGCAGAUCACGACGCUCAUCCUCGAUUGGACGCUUGUUUUUUGAACUGAAAAAAGAUCAAGAUGUAGUCACGACGUGCUGCCGUGAAGCCCUGGCGUCGGUUUCCUAUUUUUGGGCAAACGCGAGGAGCGCAGGACGUUGUACUACAUCAGAAUAAUAGCAGUACCUAGUCGUACAAGUAAGUACAACAAUAGCACUUGUUCAUCUCUGGUGGAGAAUAAAUUGUCGGCACAUGAUGCUGGAUGCAAAGGACGAAACAAAGUACUUAGGACUGAAAUCAAUAGCAGAGCACGAUCUUCGUCUUCUAAGCGGCCUCCAAAAGUAAGAUCAGUAGCAGACCUUGUCUACGAGUAAGAAGAAUACCUUCAAGAACACUUCGUGACAGACAAUGGAGCACGAUCCGCUGAUAGUCAAGGGCAACCGUUUGCUCUUUGACCGGCGAAAAAAAGAGAAGGAGGCAGGGGGAGACGGCGCUGGAGCCGUCAGGCUAGAUGACCUUUUCCAGUUCCUAGUGCCACUCAUUCACUACCUCGUCGGCCUCAUAUCCUGCGCCUACUAUCUGGUAUGGCUAUCAUCCCACAAUUAUUUUUAUUCUUUUCGGAAGCAAGCACGAGGACGAGCGGGUCCUCUUGAUGGAUCGUAUGAAAAUAGACAAUUCAGGGAUUAUAUGAAUGAAGACCAUGAGCAUGAGGAUGAUACUCUUGCUGCACUAUAACUUUAGAUAGUGUAGUACAGACUGAUAUGUGCUCACCAGGAGGACAGUUUCCGAGGACAAAAUAAGGUGGGGCUCUUCAAUGUAGCAUGACAAUUUUUACGUGGUCGUACCGAUACUUGUGGCGCUAGCGAGUCUCGACGUGUUUUUUCUCUUCCUCGUCCAACAAUCAUGGGUGCGAGAGAUGGGUACUUCACUCUUAGACCUUCGGUUUUCUAUUUCUUCCCUAUGCAUUUAGAUUUAUGCAUAACUACUCACUUGUUCUUGUUGUAGCACGAGUAGAUCAGCCAGCGACAACUCGUACUUCUGGCAAGAAUCCGCUCUAGCUACAAACAGCGUCGAUACUAUACUAGGAUC
Amoebophrya sp. A25 is the source of this 1214-nucleotide messenger RNA. The record is from the annotation of a GenBank genome assembly. Lineage: Eukaryota; Dinophyceae; Syndiniales; Amoebophryaceae.